This is a messenger RNA of Misgurnus anguillicaudatus (oriental weatherfish), 1524 nucleotides long. RefSeq names its product dynein axonemal assembly factor 10 (gene dnaaf10). Gene Ontology annotation, molecular function: protein binding. Lineage: Eukaryota; Metazoa; Chordata; Actinopteri; Cypriniformes; Cobitidae. The record is from RefSeq and is a predicted model, not a curated record.
UGCAUUUUGGAUUUUUUUUUUGCACGUUCAAUGAAGAAACAUCUGUCCUUUAGUUGUCCACAACUAUUUGUAAUUUGUAAUUAAUUACUAAUCUUAAAAAAAUAUUCCGUAUUAUGUUUGAAAAUGUAAGUUUGCGGUUAAUUUAGAUCAGGCAACAAUUAGGGCAGUUGUGUGAGGGGGUCCUGAAUCUCGGGAUCACGGGAGAAGGCUGUUAGGAGACAGAUACGUCAACACCACUAAAGUCGUUAAUUUUUCUUUAUAUUUCUGAUAAACUGAAUGCAAAACAUGUCAGCAGGCUUGGAGAAACCGCAGAUAAUAGCGCACAUUCAGAAAAGUUUGAAUUACACUGUUUUUGAGAGCAAAUGGAUUCCGUGCAGCGCAAAGUUUGUUUGUAUGGGAAACCUGGCGAGAGGAACGGGAGUAAUGCAGAUCUAUGAGAUCCAACACGGGGAACUGCAGCUGAUCAAAGAGAUAGAAAAAGCCAAGCCUAUCAAAUGUGGAACAUUUGGAGCAACAUCACUUCAGCAGAGGCAUCUGGCCACGGGAGACUUUGAUGGCAGUUUGAAUGUCUGGAAUCUCGAAGUCCCCGACUGUCCUGUAUACUCAGUAAAGGCACACAAGGAGAUCAUUAACAGCAUUGAUGGAGUAGGAGGGCUGGGCAUUGGUGACGGGGCACCUGAAAUUGUUACCGGAAGUCGAGACGGUACAGUUAAAGUGUGGGACCCCAGACAAAAAGACACACCUGUGGCAAACAUGGAGCCACUGGAAGGAGAAACAAAGAGAGAUUGUUGGACGGUUGCAUUUGGUCAUGCUUUCAAUGACCAGGACCGCUGUGUCUGUGCUGGAUAUGACAACGGUGACAUCAAACUAUUUGAUCUAAGAAACAUGUCUCUACGAUGGGAGACGAAUAUCAAAAAUGGUGUAUGCAGUGUUGAAUUUGACCGAAAAGACAUCAACAUGAACAAACUAACAGCAACAUCGUUAGAGGGAAGAUUUCAUGUGUUUGACAUGAGAACUCAACACCCAACCAAAGGUUUUGCUUCAGUAUCUGAAAAGGCUCAUAAAUCUACAGUAUGGCAAGUGAGGCAUUUGCCUCAGAAUCGUGACAUUUUCAUGACAGCUGGUGGAGCGGGUAAUCUACAUUUAUGGAAAUAUGAAUAUCCAGCUCAAAGGAGUAAGAAGGGUGCUGAUGAUGUAGAAAUGGGUGUCGCUGGGACCGUGAAUCUCCUGCAGAAUGUCACUGUAUCUACACAACCCAUUUCUAGUCUUGACUGGAGUCCUGAUAAACAGGGUCUUUGUGUUUGCUCUUCAUUUGACCAGUCUGUGCGAGUCCUCAUUGUGACCAAGCUCAACAGAGUCUGAGUUCACAUUAGAGACUGAACUUUUUUUAUUUUUCCCAAACAAAUUGGAAUCUUUGACUAUAUACAUACCACGUGUAUUGUGCAAUUAUUUUUCAGUUUUGUGUUAAAAUUUUAUAUAUUAAUUGCUUGUUGAUAUACAUUAAAUGAGUUACCAUAUCCUAAA